This is a messenger RNA of Chaetomium strumarium, 1949 nucleotides long. RefSeq lists its product as uncharacterized. Gene Ontology annotation, biological process: regulation of DNA-templated transcription. Gene Ontology annotation, molecular function: DNA-binding transcription factor activity. Lineage: Eukaryota; Fungi; Ascomycota; Sordariomycetes; Sordariales; Chaetomiaceae. The transcript has a single exon. Bases 129 to 1610 code for a protein of 493 amino acids. The record is from RefSeq and is a predicted model, not a curated record.
ACAGCGCUUGUCCAAUCGAACAAACCAACGCGGCGGACGUUGGCCGUCAACUCAAGCCUUCGGCGUGGAGCAGAGUGCCAUUCAAUCCAGUCAUUACAUUACUCGUCUGUCCCCCCAAGUUUGCCAAGAUGGCGUACCGAGUUGCCAGCCCCGAGUUUCGAGCGUCCAAUUCCCAAUUGCUCUUCCAAGCUGCGUCGGUGCCCAUCACCCGCACGACGCUCCAAGAUGAGGCCUUCGGUGGUGAGUCCAUGGCGACGCUCUACCAAGCAAUGAUGCCGAUGGAAUGGCGCCAACCCCUUGAUUCUCGAGAGGGGUAUCCGUACACUCCGGCCUCCGCCCAAUGGUUCCAACCGCCAAGCUUCAGCGGCAGCAACACCUCGAACGACAGUUUCGUGUCGGAGCUGCCCGAGACGGACGCAGUGCAAUGGAUCCCGAGCACACAUGCUCCAGGCGUCGUUGGAGAGGUUAUCAUGCCUCACGAACUUAGUGUGCAAUCCGCUGUCGGCGCUGGCUAUUUUCUCUUGCCCCCUGAGGCCGGCCCGUCGUCAAGUCUCUUCGCCUCGGUGCCCCUGGAGCACCGCGAGUGGGCCCGACUACCGGAUUACCAGCGUCAACCGACAGGCGAGUAUGGCACUGGCCAUGACAGGAAGAGAAGAGCGGAUCCGCAUACUGAUGCGGACGAGGAAGUGGUGGGGCCGAGGAAGAAAAGGGGGCGCGCGCCGGCACCGAUUCAGACAGCUGAAGCCAACGCCGCUCUGCCGAGAUACACCCCCAUCAUCAGCCGGGCUUCAACCUCGGACAUGAGCCAUGCACCAACCACGCCAUCACCGCCAAACAGCGCGACCGUCCCUCCAUUUGACCUGGCCGACGCCUACUAUUCGGGCUCCCACUAUCAGCUCGGCGGCGGCACCGCAACGGCAGCACCUAGCUUGGGCACCGCGUUCACCCCCGGCCAGACCGCUUUUCCGGAGUCGCCGAGACGGAAGGGGUUCCGCACCAGGCGCUCUUCUUCCGACGCUGCUGUAAGCACGGCGAGCACGGCGAGGAGCACUCCCAGCCACAGCACAACAACAAGCUCGACAACGACGAGCUCAACAUUCCCAACACGACCAGUCACCCCUAUUGAUAAUCAUAGGGGUAGUACAAGUACAUCCCCAAGCAAACCCGCCGCCCAGGCCGCCCAAUCAUCAAACUCGCGAGUGAGCGUCCUGGGUCAAGCCAGCCGGACGACGACAACACAGUCCCAAACCCGCGACCGCAACCGCGCAGCCGCCUCGCGCUACCGCGCCAAGACGCAGGCCGCCUUGGCCCAGCUGGAGGCGACCGAGCGCGAGGUCAGCGUGCGGCGCCAGUCGCUGCUGACCUGCGCGAGCCAGCUGCGCGACGAGCUCUUCCGGCUCAAGAACGAGCUGCUCCGCCACGCCGGCUGCGACUGCCCCCUGAUCCAAGGCUACCUCAGCCACGCGGCCGAGGUCGCCUCGGCCGCGUUCCGGCAGCACCAUUCGAAUGAGACUGGGAAUGGUAGUAAUGGAAGUGCAAGUGGAAGUGGAAGGCUCGGUCGAGAUCAGCCUGAUCAGGUCGUCGUGGCCAGGAGUGAUCUGCGGGCAUAAUACCGCAAAGUAUUUGCAUUUUGUGUUAUCGGUUUCUCGGCCAGGGGGUUAGGGUAUAAGGAAGGUCGGUAGGGCACUACUAGUAGUACUAGUAGCUUGUGUCGACGGGUUUCAGUUUGAAAUAUUGGGGUUGUAACAUGAUGAUGAUGAAUGAUGAUGAUAAAUAGGGUGCAGGGUCGCGCGGUCUAGCCUCUCGACCGAACUUAGAGGCGGCGGUCUUGCUUGGGGCGAUGGGAGUAUUGUUUUGGGUAUUACCUGGGUUCAAAAGCUUGGCUAGGGCCUCGAAAGAGUUGCCCGGUGCGGGAGGUCGGUGUGUGAUGACAGCUUGAUGUCAUGGCC